AUGUUUGAAGCCCGUUUAUUACAAGCAUCACUUCUUAAGAAGAUUUUAGAAAGUAUCAAAGAUUUAGUAGAGUCAGCCAACUUUGAUUGUAGUCCAGAAGGUAUCUCAUUACAAGCUAUGGAUGGUACUCAUGUCACUUUAAUCAAUUUAGUUUUACGUAAUGAAGGUUUUGAAACUUACAACUGUGACAGAUCAUUAUCCCUCGGUUUAAGUCUAGUUUCACUCUCAAAGAUUCUCAAAUGUGCUGGUAAUGAUGAUACCCUCACCAUUAGAGCUCGUGAUAAUGAAUCUGAUACCGUUACUUUUGUUUUCGAAUCACCAAAGAAUGAUAGAGUUAGUGAUUUUGAAAUUAAAUUAAUCGAUAUUAAGAAUGAACAAUAUAGUAUCCGUAAAUCAGAUUACUCUGCAGUUAUUAAGAUGCCAUCAGCUGAACUCCAAAGAAUUUGUAGAGAUCUCUCCAUCAUUGGUGAAAUUGUUACCAUUAGUGCCAAUAAAGAAGGUGUUAAAUUCUCUGUUUCAGGUGAUUCAGGUUCUGGUAACAUUACCAUUAAACCAACCUCUGACUCUGAUGUCCCAGCCGAACAAGCUACCGUCAUUGAAUCAAAAGAACCAGUCGUCCUUAACUUUGCCUUAAAAUUCCUUUCAAACUUUACCAAAGCUACUCCACUCUCACCAAUGGUUACUCUUUCAAUGUCUGAAGGUAUCCCAGUUGUUGUUGAAUACAAAAUAGACGAUUUAGGCUUUUUAGGAUUCUUCCUUGCACCUAAAAUUGAAUAA
Molecule: messenger RNA, 777 nt
Organism: Dictyostelium discoideum AX4
Lineage: Eukaryota; Evosea; Eumycetozoa; Dictyosteliales; Dictyosteliaceae
Gene: pcna
Product: proliferating cell nuclear antigen
Exons: 2
Coding region: 1-777 (258 amino acids)
Biological process (GO): regulation of DNA replication
Cellular component (GO): nucleus
Molecular function (GO): DNA binding; DNA polymerase processivity factor activity
Source: RefSeq, a predicted model, not a curated record